AAUGUCUCGUGCAACAUUCGGGGGACCCUGGUCGCGGCUGACCUGAUCAAGGCCUACCCCGAAGCCAAGGUGGUGGUCAGCACCCGCGAGGUGGAUCGGUGGCUGCGCUCCAUGCGGCAGUCGGUGGAUUCUGCAGUUUCCUGGAAAUCGUUUGACUGGUUGGCCCCUUGGGAUCCGUAUGUGAUCGGGCGAUGGUGGAAAUACCACAAAUUCCAGCACGGGCUACGACCCCUGAUUGCUCCACAAGGGGAGCGCCAGGCAUACCUGGAUUAUUACGCCUGGAUCCAACACGCGGUGCCGGCUGAGCGGCUGUUGAUGUUCAACCCGCGCGAUGGGUGGGGGCCGCUGUGCGAGUUUCUGGGGGUCCCCGUACCCGAUGUGCCCUUCCCCCAUGUCAAUAACACCGAGCAAUUUCUGGCAGGUCGACGGCGGCGCUGGUGGCGCACAGUGGGGUUCAUGCUCGCCAAGUUGUCGACCCCGGUUCUGGCGGUGGUGGCC
Molecule: messenger RNA, 498 nt
Organism: Aspergillus aculeatinus CBS 121060
Lineage: Eukaryota; Fungi; Ascomycota; Eurotiomycetes; Eurotiales; Aspergillaceae
Product: sulfotransferase family protein
Exons: 2
Source: RefSeq, a predicted model, not a curated record